This is a messenger RNA of Brienomyrus brachyistius, 6179 nucleotides long. RefSeq names its product phosphodiesterase 6B, cGMP-specific, rod, beta (gene pde6b). The record is from RefSeq and is a predicted model, not a curated record. The transcript has 22 exons. Gene Ontology annotation, cellular component: photoreceptor outer segment membrane. Gene Ontology annotation, molecular function: protein binding; 3',5'-cyclic-nucleotide phosphodiesterase activity. Gene Ontology annotation, biological process: signal transduction; retina development in camera-type eye. Bases 1606 to 4176 code for a protein of 856 amino acids. NCBI's taxonomy places the organism in Eukaryota, Metazoa, Chordata, Actinopteri, Osteoglossiformes, Mormyridae.
UGAUCACUAACACACCUCGUAUGGCUAAUCAAUAUGCCAUUGGCUUUUUAAAUUUAUUAAAUUGCUUGAUUAAAUGUACUGGUGGUGAAAUUUAGCAAUGGCUGAGGUGCCCCUGAGGAGAGGUUUGGGAACUGAAGCGGUGCUCAUCUAGCCCUCCACUAGUCUUUAUUUUAUUACUCCUAAUUUGUAAUGUGUUCUAAUGUCAAAUUGUUUGUUUUUGUUCUGAGCAAAUGUGCCUUUACUACCCAGGUAAAUGACUUUAAACAUUUCUUUUGACUGCCUAAGACGUUUGCUCAGUACUUUACAUAUCACCCCAUCUGGGAUUAAAAAUUACAAUAUAAUGCCAAAAUGCCAAAUGAUUUGCCCAUAAUCACAGGCUACAAAGAAAAGAUGAUUCUGUGAAAUACACUGACCGGCCAAAAAAAAGAGUCACCACUCGAAUUGUUCGUUGGACUCCCUUUAGCUUUGAUUAUGGCAGACAUCUGUCAUGCCGCUGUUUCCACAGGCUUAUGAAACAUCUCACCCUUCAUUUUCAUCCAGAUUUGCAUUCAUUUCUCACCGAGAUCCUGCAUUGACAAGUGAGUAGAACCUCCAUAGAACCUCCUUCAGCACAUCCCAAAGACCUUCAAUGAGGUUAAGGUCACAACUGCGUGGUGACCAAGUCAGGCGUGAAAAUGAUUCCUCAUGCCCCCUGAACCUCUCUUUGACAGUUCGAACCCAAUGAAUCUUGACGUCCUUGUCCUGGAAUAUGCUCAAGUCAACAGGGAAGAAAACAACCCAUUCAUGAUGGAUGGAGGUGUAACCUGGCCAGUAGAUUCAGGUACUCAGCUGACUUCACUUUAUUCCUGCAUAACAUCGCUGAGCUGUAAUAAUGAUCCAGUCAUUGGCUCUUAAGUAUUUGCUGAUAUAAAUUCAAAAGCCGACUUCUUUUCUUGGCCAGGCAGUGUAUUACACUAAAAUGUUACACUACCUAACUUUUGAUUGUCAUUCUGAACCAGGGCAAGGCUCAACCUUCCACAUCUCCAGGGCCUUUUGUCUCCCUCGUGUAGCCAGACCUUCUUUCCUCCAGAGGUGGCCCAGGGUAACUGAGUGAGUGAGGAGAGAAGCCAGGUGCUGAGAUAAUCAGCUAGUGGCCUAGCUAAACACAGCUUAGUGGUGAGAGAGUAUCUUUAAUAAGAUAACACAGAGCCUGUGUGCUCAGAGGAGGCUGUGGAGAGACGUGGCAAGGCACAUCAUCUUCAGUCCAUACAGAGCAGCUGCCACUUGCACUCCGUUACCUCCAAGGAACUCAGCACCCACCUGGUUUUCUCCGUAAUUUGGGGUUACGGGAACAACGCAACUGGGGAUCGCUUCAGGCCAGAUUGAGUCGCCUUUGAUGCAGGUUACAUGAUUGACAUUGCAUGAGCAGAUCCUGGCUCACCUUCAGCACUCUUAGGAGAAAGACUCACUGAUGACAAACGCUCAGCAGAGUGGUAGCCCCUGCAGCUGCGGGCUACUCUCCUCACAUCUCUGACUUCUCCUUGUGUUUUUUUCCGGUCAUUUGUGGUCUGCUCCAUCUCUCAGUCACAUUCGGAGAGGACUGGAUCUGAAGAUCCCUGAUCCAAGAUGAGCGUCACGAAAGACGAUGUGACGAAGUUUCUGGAUGAAAACCCUGAGUUUGCCAAGGUUUACUUCGACAAGAGGCUAAAAGCGGGCGCCAUCGCAGCCGUGAUGAACCGGCCAGAGUCCAGUGUGGAUUUUGCAUCUUUCAAGGAGCUGAGCCAGGUGGAGGAAGCGGAGAUGCUGUUCGACCUCAUUCACAACAUGCAGGAGAGCGUCAACAUGGAGAAGGUGGUCUUCAAGGUCUUGAAGAGGAUCAGCUUUCUGAUCCACGCAGACUGCUGCAGCCUGUUCAUGUACCGCCAACGCAAUGGCAUCGCUGAGCUGGCCACGCGCCUCUUCAACGUCAACAGUGGAGCGGAGCUGGAGGACUGCCUGGUGCCGCCGGACUCUGAGAUCGUCUUUCCUUUGGACAUGGGGGUUGUGGGAUACACUGCCCACAGCAAGAAAACCAUCAAUGUCAAGGACGUGUCAGAGAGUACUCACUUCUGCUCAUUCGUGGAUGAACUGACGGGGUACACCACCAAGAACAUCCUGGCCACGCCCAUCAUGAACGGCAAGGAUGUGGUGGCAGUGAUCAUGGCCAUCAACAAGACAGAUGGGCCCUUCUUCACACCGGAGGACCAGGAUCUUUUUCUGAAGUAUCUCAACUUUGCCACCUUGAACCUAAAGAUUUACCACCUGAGUUACCUGCACAGCUGUGAGACCCGCCGUGGACAGCUUUUACUCUGGUCAGCCAACAAGGUGUUUGAGGAGCUCACAGACAUCGAGCGACAGUUUCACAAGGCCUUGUACACAGUGCGAGCGUACCUGAACUGUGACAGGUACUCUGUGGGAUUGCUGGAUAUGACCAAGGAAAAGGAGUUCUUUGAUGUGUGGCCUAUACUGAUGGGGGAACAGGCACCAUACUCAGGCCCCGUGACCCCAGAUGGAAGGGAAAUCAACUUCUAUAAAGUUAUUGACUACAUUUUGCAUGGGAAAGAAGAUAUCAAAGUUAUCCCAACCCCCCCCGCAGACCACUGGGCUUUGUGCAGUGGGCUUCCUACUUAUGUGGCGGAAACUGGAUUUAUUUGUAACAUUAUGAAUGCUGCAUCAGAGGAAAUGUUCACCUUCCAGACGGAGCCCCUUGACAGCAGUGGCUGGACCAUUAAAAAUGUGCUUUCACUACCCAUCGUCAACAAGAAGGAGGAGAUUGUGGGUGUGGCCACCUUCUACAACAGGAAAGAUGGGAAGCCCUUUGACGACCAGGAUGAGCAGCUCAUGGAGUCUCUGACACAGUUCCUUGGAUGGUCUGUGCUGAACCCUGACACCUACGACAAGAUGAAUAAGUUGGAAAACAGGAAGGACAUAGCCCAGGACAUGGUGCUCUACCACGUCAAGUGCCGCAAUGAUGAGAUCCAGGACAUCCUGAAAACACGGGAGUAUUUUGGAUGCGAGCCAUCAGAGUGCGAUGAGGAUGAGCUUUCAAAGAUCUUGAAAAAAGAGCUCCCAGGACCUACCAAGUUUGAGAUCUAUGAGUUCCGGUUCUCAGACUUUGACUGCACAGAGCUGGACCUGGUGAAGUGUGGGAUCCAGAUGUACUAUGAAGUCGGGGUAGUGAAGAAGUUUCAGAUUCCACAGGAGGUCCUAGUGCGAUUCAUGUACUCUGUCAGUAAAGGUUACAGGAAGAUCACCUACCACAACUGGCGCCAUGGGUUCAACGUUGGCCAGACAAUGUUCACGUUGUUAACGACAGGCCAGCUGAAGCAUUACUACACAGAUCUGGAGGUGAUGGCUAUGAUCACAGCCGGCUUCCUGCAUGACAUUGACCACAGGGGAACCAAUAACCUCUACCAGGUGAAGUCACAGAACCCCCUGGCCAAACUUCAUGGUUCCUCCAUUCUGGAAAGGCACCACUUAGAAUUUGGGAAGUUCUUACUUUCAGAUGAGUCAUUAAAUAUCUACCAGAACCUCAACCGACGGCAGAUGGAGCACGUUAUUCAUCUCAUGGACAUUGCCAUCAUUGCCACAGACCUCGCACUGUAUUUCAAAAAGAGGACCAUGUUUCAGAAGAUAGUGGACCUCUCAGAAACAUAUGAAGAUAAAAAAAAGUGGGUUGAAUUCAUGUCCCUGGAAACUACAAGGAAAGAGAUUGUGAUGGCCAUGAUGAUGACCGCAUGUGACCUGUCAGCCAUAACCAAACCGUGGGAGGUCCAGAGCAAGGUGGCGCUCUCUGUGGCUGCUGAGUUCUGGGAGCAGGGAGACCUGGAGAGGACAGUUCUGAAUCAGCAGCCCAUUCCCAUGAUGGACCGGAACAAAGCAGUUGAGCUGCCCAAGUUACAGUGCGGCUUCAUUGAUUUCGUCUGCACAUUCGUCUACAAGGAGUUCUCCCGGUUCCAUAAGGAAAUCCAGCCCAUGUAUGAUGGCAUCUUAAACAACAGGAAGGAGUGGAAGGCCAAGCAGGAGGAGUACGAGGCCCAGCUGAAGGCCUUCGAGGAGGAGAAGGCGACCCGGGAGCAGGCUGCAACUGCCAAAAAAGCUGCAGCUCAGAACACUCCCAACUCAACAUCUGGGUCCAAGACCUGCUCCAUUUGCUAGACCCAUGGGGUGUAUUUAAGAGGGAAUCAUGUACGCAGCCAAUGAGUCUGAUCGCAUCAGGUGGGGAUGGGUGAUGGGACAAGUCCGGUCUCGCCCCAUUCCCAACCACUGAAUCCUACAGAAGAUCGAGAGGUUCCUCCUGGCUGGUGGACUGAUCAUGGCCAAGCUAUGGCCCAAGCCAAGGGCUUGUCAUUCACUUUUUCAUUUCUUUUAUCCUUCAUCAUCUUCAAGCGCCUCUGUCAGCUUCAAUCACCCGGUCUGUCCAUUGGAGGAACAGCUGAGAGCAGGAUGCGUGUAGCAUAGGCAGGUAGCUAAAUAGAAACUGAAUGCACAUUUUUGACCACAAAGGCAUAUCAUCAUACUAACAAUCUGGGAAGUGGGUGAGGAACACUUGGUAUAAAGCUCUGCUCACAGCGGAUGGGGUCAGACAUGUUGAUAAUCAUAUAUAACGAAGAGUACGUAUCCAGUAUUGAACUGAAGGAUUUACGUUGUCAACUGUUUUCAUCAAUGUUCUUUUUUACCAUAUAAUCACCUUGAGGUACUCAAGGUGCACCUCAAUUCUUCCAGUCAAUCUUGAUUUACAGUGGAGCGUUUGUGCUGCAAUAGACUUCCAGAAACAAAAUUGCUCUUCAUAUUUUACCUCAGGAUAGGUCAUGCAUAGCAAACUGACAGCUUCUUGGCUGUAUGUAUGUGGGUGUGAAUUUUAGGGUUCUGUUUCAAUGACUUUGAAAUGACUUAGGGCAUUAAACUGCUGAGGUUUAAUGGGUGUGUAGGUUACCAAGCCAGAGUUCCCUAGUUUAUAUAAAUGAUACACACAAAUACUCAAAUAAAGGAGUGCGUCUGGGAUCAACCGAGGCGGUUGGGGCAGGUGGCCGUGCUGAACUUUGGUGUUCACUGUCAGAGUAAGGGCUGGUUUCCAGUUACUGCAGACGCACCACAGCACACGCACCGUAGUGCUGGCCCAUCCGGGCUCCUGUAUACUCAUUCUUCUUGGACCACCGUGUACCUUGAUACCAGGGCUGGGUGGUGCUGUUGGAAAAAGCUGCUCUUAAGUCAUAUUUGUGAAGUGUGGUGCGGAUGUUAUAUUAAAAAUAAGUAUCCCACUGAAAUGAACCAUGCAUUAUGUACUUACAAUAUGCAAGGACAUAGGCGUAUGGCUUUGCAGGUACAAAUGAAUUUUUUUCUUAGUUUUCAGCUAUUUGGGAGUCUUUUCCACAGCGAGGAAUCAUAAAUGCUGGUAUUUCCAGACUUUCUUAGCCAACCUUCUGACUUCCUGCUACUUUUCCCUGGGCAAUGAACGACUCAGCUGUGUUUCUGUGUUGUGUUGAUUUUUCAGUGAUAUGCACUCACAUGCUUGGCCCUCAAAAGGAACAUUAUAGCACAACAGCCAUGAGUGAUGUGGUUUGUCUGCAGUAAGUGUAAUCCAGCUAUCAGGUUACGCCUUUUAGCGCUGUUUAUUAAUGAAUCGUACAGGGGUGUCUGUGACGAGCAUGCAUAAGACGUUUCUCAGACACAAGAGAACGUUAACUUCAGAAAAACUUCACACACUUGAAGGUGACCUAUACACGUUUAAAGCUAAUACAUGCAUUUUUCCAACAAAUUAGCAGAAGUCAAUUUCAAGGGACAUUGGGGGGAGACAUGUUUUAGGAAUUUGCAACUGUAAAUAUACCUCAUGUGUAAAUACAUAAUAUGGCAAGUAAAAUUCUGUUAGGAGACGUCGUACCCUCUGAUGAAGACCAGCACAUGUCAUCUGUAUCUCAGACUCAGUUUUUAUAGCUCAAUGAGACCAGUUGCAGGAAAAUAAACCCUGCUUUUUUUUUUCGUCAUUGAAUGCUGGUGUCAAUGGAAAAAAUAAUCCUUUGGAUAAAACCUUACAAAUAGAGUUUGCAUGGUUGUCCAUGAGAAUAUUGUAAUAUUUAUUUGCAUCGUAGGCAUGAGAAUCCAAUGAGAACACUGCGGUUGGAAUGUAAAGAGUAAUAAACGUUCAUUUUUGUCUAGUGUUA